Molecule: messenger RNA, 3556 nt
Organism: Austrofundulus limnaeus
Lineage: Eukaryota; Metazoa; Chordata; Actinopteri; Cyprinodontiformes; Rivulidae
Product: hexokinase-1
Biological process (GO): intracellular glucose homeostasis; carbohydrate phosphorylation; glucose metabolic process
Cellular component (GO): mitochondrion; cytosol
Molecular function (GO): ATP binding; mannokinase activity; fructokinase activity
Source: RefSeq, a predicted model, not a curated record
GGCAGAAUAAAUGCAAGCCUGUGUGUGAGUGUGUGUGUGUGUGUGUGUGUGUGAGGGAGUGUGUGUGUGAGGGAGUGUGUGUGUGAGGGAGUGUGUGUGUGUGUGAGGCACUGAGUAUUGCCUGUAGCAGACUAGCAGGCAGGACUGCUGCUGUACUCUUGUUUUACCAGACCUCUCUCUCCUAACCCUGUCCAGUUGCGCAGGUUAGGCCUGCUUCUUCCCUCACUGCAGGAUAAAAGGAUCAGUGUAGCAGAGGUAAACAGACGACAGGCGUCCUUCUCCUCCUCCUCUUCUACCACUUCAUCGCUGACAGCUCCUGGCGGACGUGCAGGCAAGAUGAUAGCGGCUCAGCUUCUGGCCUACUACUUUACUGAGCUGAAGGAUGAUCAGCUCAAGAAGCAGAAAAAGGAGAUUUCAUCGCUCUGGAUCUCGGGGGUUCAAACUUCCGUAUCUUGCGUGUCAAAGUGACACAGGACAAGAAGCAACCAGUUCAGAUGGAGAGUCAAGCUUAUGACACGCCUGAUGACAUCAUCCAUGGGAGUGGGACACAGCUCUUUGACCAUGUUGCUGAUUGCCUCGGAGAUUUUAUGGAGAAACAAAAAAUUAAGGAUAAAAGGCUCCCUGUGGGUUUUACAUUCUCAUUCCCCUGUGUCCAAUCCAAACUGGAUGAGGCAGUCUUAGUGACAUGGACAAAGAAGUUUAAAGCCAGUGGUGUUGAGGGUAUGGAUGUUGUGAAGCUCCUAAACAAAGCAAUUAAGAAACGUGGGGAUUAUGAAGCUGAUAUAAUGGCAGUCGUGAAUGAUACAGUUGGCACUAUGAUGACAUGUGGAUUUGACGAUCAGCGUUGUGAAGUGGGAAUCAUUAUAGGAACGGGAACAAAUGCCUGCUACAUGGAAGAAUUGCGUCACAUUGACUUGGUGGAAGGGGAUGAAGGCCGGAUGUGCAUUAACACUGAGUGGGGUGCCUUUGGCGAUGACGGCUCCUUAGAAGACAUUCGCACAGAGUUUGACCGUGAGAUUGACAGAGGUUCUCUCAACCCRGGGAAGCAACUGUUUGAAAAGAUGGCCAGUGGAAUGUACAUGGGAGAGCUUGUUCGACUCAUUCUGGUCAAGAUGGCUAAAGAAGGGCUGCUAUUCGAGGGGCGAAUAACCCCCGAACUACUCACCAAAGGAAAGAUUGAGACUAAACAUGUCUCUGCCAUUGAAAAGACUAAAGAGGGCUUAAAGAAGUGUAUGGAGAUCCUGACGAGGCUUGGUGUGGAGCCGUCAGAUGAGGACUGCCUGGCUGUGCAGCAUGUUUGCACCAUCGUUUCCUUCCGUUCAGCUAAUCUAAUUUCUGCAUCUCUGGGAGCUAUCCUUUCACGCCUCAAGGAUAACAAAGGAGUUGUUCGUCUUCGCACAACUGUGGGAAUCGACGGUUCUCUCUACAAGAUGCAUCCUCAGUAUGCUCGCCGCCUGCACAAGACAGUUCGUCGUUUGGUUCCAGACUCYGAUGUGCGCUUCCUGCUGUCUGAAAGUGGCAGCAGCAAAGGUGCAGCCAUGGUGACAGCAGUGGCRUACCGGUUAACAGAGCAGGCACGCCAAAUCCAGCAGACUUUGGCAGAAUUCAGGCUGAGCAAAAAGCAGCUGUUAGAAGUGAAGAAACGCAUGAGAGCGGAAAUUGAAAGAGGCCUGAAGAAGGACACCCACAAGGAGGCGACAGUCAAAAUGCUCCCAACCUUUGUUCGAAGUACACCAGAUGGAACAGCUUUUCGACCACAUUGUGCAUUGCAUCUCUGAUUUUCUGGACUACAUGGGGAUGAAAAGUGCUCGACUUCCACUGGGAUUUACCUUCUCCUUCCCCUGUCAUCAAACCAGCCUGGAUGCGGGUAUUUUGGUAACCUGGACAAAGGGCUUCAAGGCAACAGACUGUGAGGGUGAAGAUGUUGUAGAGCUUCUGAGGGAAGCCAUCAAGAGAAAAGAGAUUGAAGAGCCAGAGUUUGAACUGGAUGUGGUGGCCAUUGUGAAUGACACUGUGGGAACCAUGAUGACUUGUGCCUAUGAAGAACCCUCUUGUGAAGUUGGACUGAUUGCAGGAACAGGAAGUAACGCCUGCUACAUGGAAGAGAUGAGAAACAUUGAGAUUGUGCCAGGAAAUGAGGGUCGUAUGUGUGUGAAUAUGGAGUGGGGGGCCUUUGGAGACAAUGGCUGCCUGGAUGAUAUCAGGACGAUUUACGAUCAGGCAGUGGAUGAGAACUCACUCAAUGAAGGCAAACAAAGAUAUGAGAAGAUGUGCAGUGGAAUGUACCUGGGUGAAAUUGUCCGUCAGAUUUUAAUCGAUCUAACCAAGCGUGGUUUUCUGUUCCGGGGACAAAUCUCUGAGACUCUGAAGACCAGAGGCAUCUUUGAGACCAAGUUCCUGUCACAAAUAGAGAGUGAUCGCCUCGCACUGCUGCAGGUCAGGGCGAUCUUACAGCAGCUGGGACUCGACAGCACCUGUGACGACAGUAUUAUUGUCAAGGAGGUGUGUGGCACAGUGUCCUUCCGUGCUGCGCAGAUCUGCGGAGCCGGCAUGGCUGCUGUUGUGGACAAGAUCCGUGAAAACCGAGGACUGGACCACUUAGACAUCACAGUGGGCGUUGACGGCACCCUCUAUAAACUGCACCCACACUUCUCUCGGGUCUUCCUGCAGACAGUGAAAGAACUAGCUCCCAAAUGUGACGUGAACUUCCUGCUGUCUGAGGACGGCAGUGGAAAGGGAGCWGCUCUCAUCACUGCUGUGGGCUGUCGCCAGAGGGAACAGGAUGCCCAGCAUCACUGAGGGGCUCGCAACAACUACCUGCUGCUCCAGCGUGACCUUCACCCACCACACAGCCCUAAUCCAUUUCACCUUGGCAGCCGUGACUCCCCCUCUGCCCCAGCCAUAACCAUGCUGCAUAGAACAAAAACUGACGAUCCAAAUAUUUAUUUAUACUGCCAGAAUGUUUAUUAUUUCCCUGUUUGUACAUUUUAUUGAUAGCUUAUCAAUAAUCUGAAAAAUUCAAACUCCUUAGGUGUGCAAUAUUUGUGUACUGCUAAUUUUAUUUUUAUAUGGAGGCAAAUAUAUAACUGUGUUUAUAUUGCUGAAGCCACUUUUAAUCCCAGAAGUUAUAAGAAUUUUGCACCAUAUACUAGUUAAUGUCUGCACUUUUUAUAUGAGCGCUACAACAGAGGCAUUUUAUCAUCGUUCUCUAAUGAAAGGCAUCGUUCUUACUGAAGGAUGAAAUGUUUUUACAGCUCGAUAAGGGCUUGCUCAAGUCGGGUUAAAUACAAGAGUCACGGCUGUUAAAAUCAUUGUAAACACACUCAUGAUGUGCUAGACUACUAAUCUUUGUUUGUGUAACUGUCACUGUUGUUCACAUUUCAGAUAUUCCUGCUGCAACAUACCAUUUAUUCCGUAAGAGUGGACAAGGUAGAAAAAAAUGAAGUGUUAGUGUAACUUAUUAGUAUUUGUGAUUUAAUAUUAUUUUGGUGUUGUGAUGAAUCCCAAUUCUAUUCCUUGUAUGUGCAAAGAAUAAACAGUUAUUGGGUCCUAAGAA